ACGCCUGGUGGCCUCUGCAAACUGAGAUGAAUCGUUUCUCUUUCGAUCGAACCGACACGCACCACGAAAGUUCGAUCCUUCAAGCUCCACGUCAAUUAUCCUUUCGGCUCGCGACAAAAAAAAAAAACAACCCAUACAACGCACGUCCGGCAGUUUCUACACUCUGAGGAGGAACGCCUGCUUGUGUAGAUCCUUGAAAUAUGCUCAAAAUUGCAGUUGGAGUAGAAGUGCCUUGAAACAUGAGUCAAACGGCUGCCAUCACGAGCCAACUGGCUGCCACAAAGAUAACAAAUGACACAACGACGGAGCAGAAGGAAAACCUGCCGGAGGAGGUGAAUACCUCCAAUGAAACGAUGACUAACGGUGGCGCCCCUGACUCAGAACUGGAAUUCGCCGAUCCUUUUUGCAACGCCGAUAAUCCUCAGAUAAUUACCUUUCAAGAUGUUACUUCGGCAGCUUUCAAAAUAAAGAAAGGCAUCGAGUACACCCCCUGCUCCAAAUCGCACCUGUCCGAUAUGAUCGAUAUGGACAUUUACCUCAAAAAGGAAUUCCUGCAGUUCACCGGCAGCUUUAAGGAACGUGGCGCCCGUUAUGCGCUGAUAAUGCUGUCGGACGAGCAGAGGAAGAAGGGAGUUAUUUCAGCAUCGCUCGGAAACCACGCUCAGGGCCUGAGCUACCAUGGAUGGAAAUUGGGAAUACCGGUGACCGUUGUAAUGCCCAAAAAGGCAUCUCUCAUGAAAAUUCAAAAAUGUCGCAACUAUCACGCAAAUGUCAUUGUCAAGGGUGUUGACAUGGGUGAGGCAAAAAAGAUUGCACUCAAAAUGGCACACGAAACUGGACUGACGUACAUCAACGGUUACGACCAUCCACACAUCAUGGCCGGUCAGGGCACAAUCGGACUGGAAAUUGCGGAGCAAGUCAGCAACAUCGAUGCCGUUGUAGUUCCGGUCGGGGGCGGCGGGCUCAUCGGGGGCGUUGCCACCGCCAUUAAGAACUUGAGCCCGCAAACCAAAAUCAUUGGUGUAGAAUCAGAGAAGUGUCCCAGUUUCACGAGGGCACUGGAAAACAAAGCCCCGAUAUACACUCCCAACAAGGAAACGCUGGCCGAUGGCUUGGCAGUGCCACAAGUCGGUUAUAAUGCAUUCGCCACGACCGUACCGUUGCUGGACAAAAUGAUAGUGGUGAAGGAAGAGUGGAUUGCUCUGGCCAUUUUGCGAUUAGUCGAGCUGGAGAAAUGUGUUGUCGAGGGGGCAGGAGCUUCGGGAUUAGCCGCAAUCCUCGCUGGUCAUUUGGACGAGUUCAAGGGAAAGAGAGUCGUCUUGCUGGUGUGCGGCGGUAACAUCGAUACCACCAUAUUCGGACGCUGCUUGGAACGGGGUAUGGCUGCUGAGGGUCGAUUGCAACGAUUCACGGUACAGGUCAGCGAUGCCCCCGGAGGGAUAUCCAAGCUGUGCAACCUGUUGGCCCAACUCGGAGUUUCCAUUAAAGAUAUAAUGCACGAACGUGCCUUCAUUCGCGACGUGAAUUCCGUUGAGGUCAAAGUGAUUUGCGAGACACGUGACUGGAAGCAUUCGCAAGAGUUGAAGAAAACACUGCAGGAGACAUACGAGGAAGUGUACUUCUACGAGACACCGAUGGCUAUUUGACGGACCACGGCGGGAACCAGUGCUGUUGAAAGCGAAACAAUGGGCAAAUAGAAAGAACCAAUGUAUAUACAACUGAGUACUCUGCUCCAGCGAAGUGAGCAAACACUAGCGAGCUCGCAGAACAAAAAGCGAAUAAAGCGUUUUCCGUUGUUUCC
This is a messenger RNA of Armigeres subalbatus, 1801 nucleotides long. RefSeq names its product L-threonine ammonia-lyase-like. Lineage: Eukaryota; Metazoa; Arthropoda; Insecta; Diptera; Culicidae. The transcript is spliced from 9 exons. Gene Ontology annotation, molecular function: threonine deaminase activity; L-serine ammonia-lyase activity. Gene Ontology annotation, biological process: L-serine catabolic process; L-threonine catabolic process. The record is from RefSeq and is a predicted model, not a curated record. Bases 240 to 1646 code for a protein of 468 amino acids.